Molecule: messenger RNA, 1728 nt
Organism: Plenodomus lingam JN3
Lineage: Eukaryota; Fungi; Ascomycota; Dothideomycetes; Pleosporales; Leptosphaeriaceae
Source: RefSeq, a predicted model, not a curated record
AUGGAAUCUGCGCAUCUCACCAGAGCCCACGAGCAUGUCCGCACCGCCGCCACAGCCACAUAUGAGAAGAGCGUUGCGACUGCGGGGCAGGAGCACCAUCUCGCAGCCGCUGCAUUUCACGAUGCUACCCAAGACACACACAACGCCGAGGCCCUUCGCAUCCUCAACCUUCUCGAGGACCACCACCGCAAGCUGGCCGGUCUGAUCAAAGAGGCUCCCCGCAAAGACAAGAAGAUCGAUGCGACCAAACAGUCCCUAGAGGCAUCCACCACCUCUCCUGCCUCCAAAGCCCCCUCGUCUCGCGCCUCUGCAUCCACGACCACUGUCACCCCACCCACAUCCCGCGGUCGCCUCCCGCAGUCGUCCAUUGCUACCAAUCUCGCUGAGAAGCGCGGGAUUCCUAGUACGAAGAAGACGAACACUGGCACCGCAUCCAAUGUCUCAGCCGUCCAAGGAGGCAGGAACGAGCGACUCUCUACGCCAGUCAGCCAUGUCCUGGCACAGCAGUCACGUACGACCGACUCGACUGGCUCUCGCGACUCGACCAGCCAGUCCAGAGACACAACAUCACCGCCUGCAUCGCCACCAGCGCAUGACAAUUUCCGCCGUUUCUACUCGGCCUUUGGCGGCGUCAUCAACGCGCUAUCCGCACCCCUGGCAUUUACAUCGCUUCCACUCAUCCCUCCUACUACACAACCGGUCGCCGAGCCACCCAAGGAGGAGAGAGCGCACAAACCAAAAAGCCGAGCGCAGUCCCCAGAAGCUGCGCGCACAGUCAAGUCUUCAGUACCUGACCUCGCCUCCCUCAUCAGUCAGCCAGCUCUUCGUGCGUUGCGGGACGAUGGCGCACCACCACUUGGCCCCAACGAGUCCUUCUACUUGGUGCCCACAACAGGUCGAACAGUCACCUACGCAAGUGUGCUUCGAGACCCCAACGCAGCGCCAAGCACCCAGCUGGACGCCAUUGACGAAGCAUCAGGAUCUAUGAAAGGCAGUUCACACGAAGAAUUUGUGGAUGCAAGAGAAAGUCUUGUUGAAUCCUCACCUACGAAACGACGUCCUCGUUCGCGUGGAAAUACCGGGCCAGGCGUGACUGCCCAGCGCAGCAUACCGGCAGGAAGAGGUGCAGGCCUCAAGACACUGGAAGAGCUCGCCCUAGAAAACGAGACCCUCAAAAGCGUCAUCGACAAACAAGCCAAACGCAUUCAAAUGUGGGAGCUCAAUUCUCAAAAUUCCUUCAACGCCCUCGCCCAGUCGUUUCGCACCCGUGGUCCAGGUCGCAACACGAGCGAUCCCAAUGCCCUCGCCCACGCUCUUGGACAAGGCGCCAAUGGGCUUCCUGCACUGCCUUCUCCCCCGAUCCUAGGUCCCAUGCAGCCACCAGCCACCUCCCCAGGCCCUACCAGCAUGACCCACGACGCCGCCAAACGCAUUGCCGACCUCGAAGCCCUGCUAGCCAGCCAAACCGCCAAAGUCGACGACCUCAUGAGCAACAACGAGCAACUGGCCAAGCAAAACGAACGCAACAGCCAGGUGCUAAGCCGGUAUAGAGAGCAGUGGGAGAAGCUCAAGGCAGGGGCGCGCAAAAAGGAGCAGGAGCGACGGGAGCGGCGCAUGGCAGAAGUCAGGUCUGGAGAGGCGGCCAAGGAUAGCGAGAGCGGGGAUGCAUCGGCGGAUGUGGAUGGUGAUGCGGACUUGGAAGAGGAGCCUGGGUUUGGCAAGGCGUGA